ACUUCCCGCUGUCAAUUCACCUCUUCCCAAUUACCCCUAUCUCUCUUGCUAACAAGAAAACAGAUGAAGCUGAUGAAAUCAUCCACCACGGGCUUCCUCGCAGUACCUCUGCUGGCGGCGCUGCUGCUGCUGGCGCCCAGGGACGUGGGGGCGGUCACGUGCGUGGCAUCAGAGCUGGCCUCGUGCUUGCCAGCAAUGACAUCACCAGCAGCUCCGACGACGGAGUGCUGCACAAAGCUGAAGGAGCAACAGCCCUGCCUCUGCGGAUACCUAAAGGACCCGACCCUUAGGAUGUACUGGAGCAGUCCCAACGCCAAGAAGGUCGCCAACACUUGCGGCAUUCCCUACCCUAUCAAGUGUUAGUAAAUGAAUGAGCCUAAUAAAAAGAGGAACAUGGUAUUAGUAGUACGUAGCAAAAAAUGUCAUGGCCGAGUGUUGUAUGAUAUAUGAUGAUAUCAUGAUACGGCUUGCCCGUACAUCAAUAAAUUAUAUUUUUUGAUGGAA
Molecule: messenger RNA, 504 nt
Organism: Punica granatum (pomegranate)
Lineage: Eukaryota; Viridiplantae; Streptophyta; Magnoliopsida; Myrtales; Lythraceae
Source: RefSeq, a predicted model, not a curated record